Molecule: messenger RNA, 5094 nt
Organism: Dictyostelium discoideum AX4
Lineage: Eukaryota; Evosea; Eumycetozoa; Dictyosteliales; Dictyosteliaceae
Gene: pikC
Product: phosphatidylinositol-4,5-diphosphate 3-kinase
Exons: 3
Coding region: 1-5094 (1697 amino acids)
Biological process (GO): response to bacterium; regulation of chemotaxis; cell motility
Molecular function (GO): 1-phosphatidylinositol-3-kinase activity; kinase activity; small GTPase binding
Source: RefSeq, a predicted model, not a curated record
AUGAGACAAAUUGUCACUGGUGUAAUUCACCAAACAACACAAUCACAACAAAUACCAAAUGUGAUAAACUCAAAUCAAAUUCAAUUUUCAAAUGAACCAAUGGUUGUUGGAAGUAUUGAGGAUUUUGAUAUUGACUCUGAAGUUCCACCUCUUGCAAUAAAUUUACAAAGAUCAAUAAAUAAUAAUAAUAAUAAUAAUAAUAAUAAUAAUAAUAAUAAUAAUAAUAAUAAUAAUAAUAAUAAUAAUAAUAAUAAUAAUAAUACCCAACCUUGCACAACUGUAUUUUUAGAUAGAGAUAGUUGUGUUAAUGUCAAGGCAACCAUUGAUUUAUUAAAGGAACAAUUAGAAUUUACGAUCAAGGAUUUAAUAGAUUUCAAAGAAAACUAUGAUAAACUAGAGUCAACAGAACAAUUUAAGCAAUGGUCUAAUUUAAUUAAGAAUAUUAAAGAAAACUCUUUAAAUAAUUCAAAUAUUUAUUUAACAAUACCAACUACUCAAAAUUUAAUUAAUAAUAAUAAUAAUAAUAAUAAUAAUAAUAAUAAUAAUAAUAAUAAUAAUAAUAAUAAUAAUAAUAAUAAUAAUAACAAUGUAAUAAUACCAUCAGCAUCAACUGAAAACAAAGAAGAAAAUGAUAAUAAUAAUAGUAAUAAUAAUAAUAAUAUUAAUUUAUCACCAGAUAGUUCAAUCACCAAAGAUAUAAAUAUAACUGAAAAUAAAAUAACGGAAAUUAAAACUACAGAAACUAAAGAAACAUCUACAGGAACUUCACCAUUAGAAAAAUCACCAUCAAAAGGAUUUAUAAUUUCACCAAAAAAACCAGAAGAAGAAAAUGAAAUUGAAGGUGAAACAAUCAAUAAUAUAGCAAUAACAAACUAUACACAGGGUCCAUCAAUGCUUACAUUAAUGAAAAAGAAACUUGAAAAUAUUAAAAAAAAUAAUAACAAUAAUAAUAAUAAUGGUAAUGGUAAUAAUAAUAGUAAUAAUAAUAAUAGUAAUAGUAAUAAUAAUAAUAAUGGUAUUUCGCCAUCAUCUUCACCACCAUCACACUUGAAUGGUAAUAAUAAUAAUAAUAAUAGUAAUAAUACAAAUUCUAAUAAUACAACAAAUGCUACGACCAAUAGUGUAGGAUUUUCAAUAACAAUGACUAAUUCAAAUUCAUUAUCAGUUUCAAAGAGAAUGAAUAAGUUUAAAUCAUGGACAUCAUCUAAACCAACUUCAUCAUCUAUUGGAUUUGCUUCAUCACCACAAAAUAAUGGUAAACCUUUAAAUAUUAGUGGUUCAAGUAGAUUCUUUACCUCUAGACAAGAUUCAAAAAUUGAUUUAUUAAAAUCACCAUCAAGUUCACCACCAACUCAAUCAGAUAUAUUUAAUGAAAAUAAUAAUAAUAAUAAUAAUAAUAAUAAUAAUAAUAAUAAUAAUAAUAAUAAUAAUAAUAAUAAUAAUAAUAAUAAUAAUAAUAAUAAUAAUAAUGAAGAAUUAAUAAAUAAUAAUAAUAAUAAUAAUAAUGAUGAAAAUUAUAAAAUUGAAGAAACAGAAGAAUCAUUAAAAGAACUAUUAGAGAAAGAGAAAUUGGAGAAUGAAGAAAGAGAGAAAAUUUUAAAAGAAAGAAAUGAAAUUGAUAAUUUAAAAAAGAAAAAUCAUUUAUCAAAGGGAUAUUUUAUGAGAGCAUGUAAUGCAUCCAAUGAUGAUGGAUUGGAGGAAGAGGAUAUACCACUUCAAGAUGAACAUUGGGAAACCAAUGUUAUCGUGUUAUUACCAUGUAGACAUCAUGUAAAGGUACCAGGUUCAUCGAGUAGUUCAAUUGAUUCAAUUAGACAAUUGGCAUGGGCAAGUGGUAAAAUGCAAGGUCAUUUAAAUUUAGAAAAAGAUGAGAAAUUCUUUACACUACGUUGGUGUAAUAAAGAUGUGGUAUUCGAUCAAGAUACGCCAUUGGGUCAUUUAAUUCAGUAUAAUUUAAAUUACAAUAAUCCAACACAGAAACCAACAAAUAUUAAAUUGGAAUUGGUAUUGGAGGAUGAACUUUGUAAAGAGAGAUUAGUGGAUUUACAAAGUUUAGAAAUUAAUAAUGGUAGACCAAGCAUUUGGAAAUCUCAUAUCGAUGAUGUACUAAGUUUCAAUAGAAAAUUACGCGAGUUGGCAAUGUUGGCAAAACCACAAUCAAAUGUACCAGCUGCUCGUUUAACACCUUAUCCACCACCAAAAACAAUUCCAGAAUUCUUUGUCAUUCGUGUACAUCUCUUUAAAAAUCAAACUAAAUCACUUCGUUGUGCUAAUAAUCAUACAGCAUUCUCUUUAAUGACAAUUCUAUCUGAAAAACUUAAAAAUACAACACCUUUUGAUCCAACACAAUAUCGUUUCUUAAUAACUGGUAUUAAUCAAUAUGUUGAUCCUAAUGUACCAUUAUUAUCAGUUGAAUAUAUAGUUGAAAAAAUUAAAAGAAAAGGUGAAAUUGAUUUAACAAUGGUAGAAUUAUUAAGUUUAGGUUUAAUUAUACAACAACAGCAACAACAACAACAACAACAACAACAACAACAACAACAACAACAAAUAGAAAAUAUUGAUGAUGAAAAUAUUUUAAAAUUAAAUAAUGGAAUUUUAAAUGUUUUAUCAAAAAUUGAAAAACCAAUUAGAGAAAAAGAUAAUUGUAUUUCAUCAUUAACAGUUACAGAGAAUUUACAAGUUAGAUUAUUACAUGCUCAUGAAAUUUUUGCAAGUAAAGCAUCAGAGAUAAUUGGUACAGAUUCACCAAGUAUUCAAUUAUUUAUUGAGGCAGCAGUUUAUUUUGGUGGUGAAUUAUUAGCAACACAAAGUAGUAAAUUGGUUAGUUUCCAAGAUACAGUGGUUUGGAAUGAAUGGGUUAAUAUUCCAUUAGCAGUUUCAAAUAUUCCAAAUGGUGCUAGAAUGUGUUUAGGUUUAAAUGCUAGAUAUAGAGGUGACAUUUUUAAUAUUGGUUGGGUUGGUCAUCGUUUAUUCGAUUCAAAAGGUAUACUAAAUACUUUUGCACCAUUCUCUCUAUUAUUAUGGCCAGGUAAAAUUAAUCCAAUUGGAACUUGUGUCGAUAAUUUAGAGAGUAAAGAUCAAGCGAUUAUCAUUGCAUUCGAAUUUAAAGAUUAUGUUGUACCAAAAACAAUUCACUAUGAAGAUGAUUUAAUAGAGUUAAUUAGUAAAGACGAGAAUGGCAAUGAAUUACCAGUGGUUACAAUGGAGGAAAUGGAUAGAGUCGAGCAAAUUAUAUUACAAGAUCCACUCUAUUCAUUGAAUAAAGAAGAGAGAUUGUUAAUUUGGAAAUCAAGAUACUUUUGUCAUACGAAACCACAAGCAUUAUCAAAACUUUUACAAUCAGUAGAAUGGACAAAUUAUAAACAAGUUGGUGAAGCUUUUCAAUUAUUAAAAAUUUGGCCAACUUUAUCGGCAGUCGAUGCUUUAGAGUUAUUGGAUCCAAAGUUUGCAGAUUGUGUUGAAAUUAGAGAAUACGCCGUUAAAUGUUUAGAUCAAAUGUCUGAUUAUGAAUUGGAGAUUUAUAUGCUUCAAUUGGUACAAGCUAUUAAACAUGAUGUUUUUCAUAACUCUGUAUUAAGUUUAUUCUUAAUUGGUAGAGUUUGGCAAAAUAUGCAGGUUUUAGGUCACCCAUUCUUUUGGCAUUUACGUGCUGAUAUCGAUAAUCAAGAGGUUUGUGAAAGAUUUAGAGUGUUAUCAUCUGGUUUCUUACGUUAUGCACCAACUCAAUUAAUGGAAUCAUUUAAACGUGAAAUUACAACCCUUAGAAUUUUAGAGAAUUUAGCUAAACGUGUUAAAGAAGUACCUUAUGAAAAGAGAAAACAAUAUGUUGAAAAUAAUUUACGUGAAGAGCAAUCAUUUCCAACCGAAUUAUUUGUACCAUUUGAUCCUUCAAUUCGGAUUUUAAAUAUUAUUCCAGAGAAAUGUAAAUCAAUGGAUUCAGCAAAGGUACCACUUUGGGUAACAUUUAAAAAUGCUGAUCCUUUUGCACCACCAUUACAAAUGAUAGCAAAGACUGGUGAUGAUCUUAGACAAGAUAUUCUAACAUUACAAUUGUUGCGUCUAAUGGAUCAUAUGUGGAAAUCACAAGAUUUAGAUUUACAUAUGACCAUUUAUCGUUGUAUUGCAACUGGUAUGGGUACUGGCUUAAUUGAAGUGGUUCCAAAUUCAGAAACUGCCGCUAGAAUCCAAGCUGGUGCUGGUGGUGUAUCUGGUGCUUUCAAACAAACACCCAUUGCAAAUUGGUUGAAAAAUCAUAAUCAAACUGAAAAUAGUUAUCAAAAAGCAGUUUCAAAAUUCACAUUAUCUUGUGCUGGUUAUUGUGUUGCAACUUAUGUUUUGGGUAUUGGUGAUAGACAUAAUGAUAAUAUUAUGGUAGAUAUUCAUGGACACCUUUUCCAUAUCGAUUUUGGUCAUUUCCUUGGUAAUUUCAAAACAUUUGCAGGAUUUCAACGUGAAAAAGCUCCAUUCGUUUUAACUCCUGAUUUCGUUUAUGUAAUUGGUGGUAAAGAUUCUCCAAAUUUCGCUUUCUUUGUUGAUAUUUGUUGUAAAGCUUUCAAUAUAAUUAGAAGUAAUGCUCAUGUUUUUAUAAAUAUGUUUGAAUUGAUGUUAUCCACAGGUAUUCCAGAACUUAGAAGUGAAAAUGAUAUUGUUUAUUUACGUGAUAAAUUUAGAUUAGAUCUUACAGAUGCAGAAGCUUCAGAAUACUUUAAAAAACUUAUUCAUGAAUCAAUAGGUACAUUAACAACUACAAUUAAUUUUGCAAUUCAUAUUAUGGCACAUCGUAAAAAUUUAGUUUCUGGUAAUUCAGCACCUAAAAUUGGAAGUGCAAGUAGUUUAAAUUUAAAUAAAAAUAAACCAUCAUCACAAAGUAAAUUAGAUUUAAGUAGAUCAGAUUUAAGUAGAUCAGAUUCAAGUAGAUCAGAUUCAAGUAGACUUGACUUAAGUAGAUCAGACAAAAAAAAUAAUAAGGAUAAUAAAGAAAAAGAAAAAGAAAAAGAAAAAGAAAAAGAAAAAGAAAAUAAUGAUAAUAACGACAAGGAUAAUAAUAAUAAUAGUAAUAAUGACACAGAGAAAGAAAAUAGUAUAGAUAAAUAG